Messenger RNA from Rotaria sp. Silwood1, 2782 nucleotides. Lineage: Eukaryota; Metazoa; Rotifera; Eurotatoria; Philodinida; Philodinidae. The record is from the annotation of a GenBank genome assembly.
UUAAAAUAAAUUGUUAAAUGCUUCAAAGAUAGGAAAUAAAAAUGAGUUAUUUCUAAUGCAGUAUCUGUUAUCUUCCAUUUUCAGAGAAAAAUUUUAUAAUUUUCCAAAAGAAUCUUGAAUUGAAUUUUCUACUGAGCGAGGUUUGUCAUUUUAGCGGCAGAUCCUGCACGUCUGGUAAGAAGAAACCGAAUUCUUUUGACAAACAGUGAUAUAAUAAUAGUAAAACUGCAUUUGAAGAAUACAACAUAUCUAAUAAUCAUCUUUGUUUUCUUUUAGCCUUUUCAAUAAUGAAAUUUAUCAAUAAAAUAUAGUUUAAAUUAAAAACAACUUUAUGAAUUAUUUGGUUUUUCUUUUUCAUUGAGCUUCCAUAAUUAAUUAAAUUUGCACACAAAACUUUCUCUGUAGAGAAUAAAACAAACGACUAAUCAAUCAAAUUAAUAUUUAUAACUUACAGUCAAACUAUAUUUUCGGCAUAUGUCAUAAUAAUGAGAAGGAAUAAAUAAUUGAGAAAAAAAAAGACGUUUUUUUUUCAUAGGUGUUGAGUCGAUUCUUCAAGUCAAUGUUGUUGUCGAUUAGUAGAUAAUGAUGAGUUAAAACUUGUUAGUGUUGGACAUAUGUAGUUCAGAUAAAGAAGAUUCACUAGUUGUUAGUUGACGAGAACAAUAUGGUAUUGAUACUCUUUAUUUUUCAGAUAUAAAUAAAUAAUGAAUGGAUGUGGAUGAAAUCAAUUUUGAUUGAGUGUCAUGAUGAUAAUUAAAAUCAUAUAAUUUUUGUAUUUUACUAUUGAUAGCGUAGCAAAGGUGUAGAGCUGAAGAGAUAUACAUGAUUUUGAUUUCAAAUAGUUAUAAAAAUUUCGUGCAGAAAAAGAUUCCUUACAAAUCGAUUACUUUCUUCGAUGUGUCAUGUGAACAGUACAAGCACAUCUAUCCACGUAUCUUCGGACUCUUCGUUCUCGGGAUCAUCGUAAUAGAAAAUGAUAACGUUCAAUGCUGACGUCUAGUAGGUAAAAAACACCAAGAAAUCUCGCAAAAGACUGCAUAAAAGCGAUAUGAAGCGAUCUUCAUUUUUGGCAAUAGAACUUCAAUUACCAUAAAAUAAUGAUCAACAAUUUCACCAAGAGUCGAUUCUUUCCUGUCGAAGGUUUUCAUUAUUUCUUCUACUAACAACAACUGAUUGGAUAUUAUUUCACCAAUUUUAAUUAUCUCGGGUAAAAGUUGAAGGUCAAAUCGUCAAACUCAGUGUUUUGUCGAACUUACUGAAGAAAAAGGAAAACUCCUAUUGAAGAUUCAAAAUUGUUUGGAUCAUCUCAAGACAUCUAUCUCUCUGACAUAGUUCGAACGAAUUUCUAUCAACUUACCUUUCUCUAGAACAUCGCGACACAGGGUACAGAUUUUAUUACCGCAAAAAAAAUAGGCAAAGUAUGGAGAUCGAAUGCGUGCGUGCAUGAUUACAUAAAUGUUGUACUUCGCACCGCAUAAAAAAUCAAUUCUACGAAGUUGACUGAAUGUUUUACAGAAAAUCAGUGUCCUAUUUCAAAAAUUAUCAUGCAAUACAGGACUCAUUGAGCUAUACUUUUCAUAUAGAAGGUAUAGCUAAUUUUUUCGAAUGUGAUCAGUUACCAGACAAUAUCACUAAAGCGAUUAUUAUAAUCAUUAUAAAAGGUGCAGAGAUUUUCUUUUUUCGUGCUACAAGACUUCACUAUCCGUAUAUUGUAAAACUCAGAUUAGACAAGUAAAAAUAUGAUUGUCAUAAUAUUUUACAAGUUCGAAAAAAGUUGCGGAAUCGUUUUUCGGUACGUUUUGUCGCUUGUAACAAACAUUUUAAAUCAAAUUUCUUUGUACAUUUUUAUACUAGACACUUUGCUCUUUCUAACAAAAAAGAAGAAGAGAUCUCUACAAUAUUCUAUUACACUGCUGUAUCAAAAAAAAACUAAUGUAGAACUUUAGCAUCACUCGUUAGUUUCGAUAUCUAAAUAAGAGAGUUAAUCAUUAGAAGCCCUUUUUCGGGUUCGGGAGUGGUAGCUGAUUAUCAUAGGAAAUCAUCCAUAUUUUGAGAAUUUCUUCUCACAAAAAUAUCGGAUUGAACUGAAAGUUUCAGAAAGUACAUAACUCACGUUGAAAAAUCGUGUCUGCUUGGGUUGCCAAUUAGAUCAAUAUGUUUAGAAUAAUAAUACUGUUAGAUUAAGACGAACAGAAUACGUAAAUGAACAAUACCGAGCAAAUAGGGUGUGGGUGGAUGUUGGGUGGGGUGUGGGUGUGGAUGGGAUGUGGGUGUGGAUGUUAAUCUUUCCUUCAUUCAUACCCACACCCACACCCACACCCUUCUCAAUAUCAAACUGCAUGGAUUAUUUCUGAUGAUGAAGAUAAUCAGUCUCUCAAGCAACAAAAUGUUUAAUUUUUUUUUUAAUAUUAAAUCUUUUUCAAUAUAUUAGAAUUUUGAUGAAGAUCAUCAAGAAAUGAUGACUGAUUAUGCUGAUGAUCUACAAUCAAUUAAAGUUGAUCAACAAGAACAUGAAGAAGAAAUCAAUGAACUUUUUAUCAAUCGAAAUAAUUAUGAUGAAAAAACAGAUUUAGAAUUUGAAAGAUUUUUUCGGUCACGACAAACUCUUGUGGCAACAUGUUUUGAUCCAAUAACAUAUCGACCUGCAUCGGUUUUGGCAUUUAAACAAUUUCCUGGUGGUCGUCAAGAAUUAGUAGUAACUGAUUCUCUUCUUUCAGUUAAUCAUGAUCGUAUUAUAUUAAAAAGACUAGUAUUAAGUGGACAUCCAUUUAAAAUUCAUAAA